AGCCCAACGGGCGUGGCGGGGCGGAGCGUGGUGUGGCACAGCCUCACCUGAGCGGAGCGUGCUCCCCCGCGGCAGCCAUGGAUGUGGGGGCGGCGGACUUCGCGCGCUGCCUGCCCUGCCUGCAGGACCGCGUCGGCCGCGCCGCCUUCCUGGGCUUGGACAUGGAGUUUACCGGCCUACAUUCAGCUUUCCCACAAAAUAACCAGCCCAGCUUGUUUGACUCCCCAGCUGAGCGGUACCAGAAGGUCAGGCAGAGUGUGCAGCGCUUCACCAUCACGCAGCUGGGGCUAGCAAUAUUCUCAGAAGAAAAUUCAAACAAGUAUGUGGUGCAUUCGUACAAUUUCUUUCUCUUUCCCUCAACUUUGGGAGUUACGGAUGCUGAACUCACCCUCUCCACAUCUAGCAUCCAAUUCCUGUCUCACUAUGGCUUUGACUACAAUAAGUUCCUGAAAGAUGGAAUCCCAUACAUGAAUGAGUUACAGGAGAAUAUCCUUAGUCAACGUCUCUUAGAGGGUAACUGGAAAGUCUGCAGUGCUCUGAACCUGAAUGUGGUGAAGAAGGCUAUUGAUGAAGUGACCUGUUGGAUAGCAGCAGCCAAGGAAGGGGACACAGUGAUUCUGCAGGAUCUGAGCGAUUCUCAGAUGCUUGAUGUUCAACUGGUUCUGCGACAAGCCCUCCCAAACGUUUGGACACAGCCUCUUGGAGACAAUGAGGUAAUGGUGAAAAAAGUGAGUCUGCAGCAUCGUCGCCUUCUGGAAAGCUCUUCUCACGACUCCUGUCAGAAAGAGCUCAUUCUCACAUCUGCCCGGGGCUUUACCAACCUUUUCCAGAUAAUUGUUAGAGCUAAAAAGCCCCUGGUGGGACACAACAUGCUGAUGGACCUCUGUCAUCUCCAUGACAAGUUCUACAACCCCCUGCCAGAAAGCUAUGAGGAAUUUAAAAAGAAUAUUCACCACCUGUUUCCUGUCCUCAUAGACACCAAGACUGUAACAAAAUCCAUCUGGAAGAACUACCAGUUUCCUCGAGUAUCUAAUCUUCUGGAGGUGUAUGAGGUUUUGUGCAGCAGCGACCUAAAUCCCGUGGAUCCAACGUGUCCAGUGAUUGCUUUUGCAAGUGACUCUGCACGAUACGCUGAGAAGGCGGCUCCUCACGAGGCAGCGUAUGAUGCAUUUCUCUGUGGCUCAGGUAAAAUGCUUCUUCAACCCUUCUUGAAAAUCUUCCUUCAAAAGUGUCAAUUCCUUUCCUUUCCUGCUCUGUGGCUCUGUUGUUUAUUUAAUGUCCUUCUGAAGUCAGCUCAUUUGCUGCUGUGCGAAUUAACAGACGAUGCAGCGACGGCCAACCCUUCUUUCUCUCAGUAUCUCACCAUGUUAGCAGAGUAUUUCAACAAGGUGAAUUUCAUCCGAGGUGGCGUCUCGAGCAUUGUGCGUAUGAAUUGCAGAAUUUUUCUGGGGAGGAUGCUUCCUGCCGAUACCCCCCUCCCUUGGUUGUCUGUGUUCGAGGUUGGCCACGGCUGGAUGAAAGGCAGAUCUACCAGGAGCUACAGCCUCUUUGUCGCUUUGAUAUUAGGCGGCUCUCAGAGAACCAAUUCAUUUUGCUCUCCAAUAGAUUUAAGCAUGUCAUUCGUGUUCUGCAUGAUUACAAAGAUCACCCUAAGCUGCAGAUCUCUGUCUAUCGCCACUGGAGGCACUCUCCGCAUGUGAACUGCUUGUUAAAAGUCUCUGGUAUUGUGGCGCUUUGGUCUCUGUUGGCCUUUGUGCUCGGAGGAGCUCCUUCCUGUUCGCCAUAAAGGACUCUCUCAGAUGAGCCCUGAGGAACAGAUUCCUUUUUUUUUGAAUGUUUGUUUGUUUUGUUGUUUCAUUUUCAUUUCAUUCAAUAAAGCACGAGCAAAAAGAAUAGUGUUUUUAAUUGCCUU
This is a messenger RNA of Gallus gallus (chicken), 1912 nucleotides long. RefSeq names its product PARN like, ribonuclease domain containing 1 (gene PNLDC1). The record is from RefSeq and is a predicted model, not a curated record. Bases 78 to 1700 code for a protein of 540 amino acids. Gene Ontology annotation, cellular component: endoplasmic reticulum; cytoplasm. Lineage: Eukaryota; Metazoa; Chordata; Aves; Galliformes; Phasianidae. Gene Ontology annotation, biological process: nuclear-transcribed mRNA poly(A) tail shortening. The transcript has 19 exons. Gene Ontology annotation, molecular function: poly(A)-specific ribonuclease activity; RNA binding.